Pyricularia oryzae 70-15 is the source of this 2586-nucleotide messenger RNA. Its product is annotated as ATP-citrate synthase subunit 1. The record is from RefSeq and is a predicted model, not a curated record. Gene Ontology annotation, cellular component: cytosol. Gene Ontology annotation, biological process: tricarboxylic acid cycle; acetyl-CoA biosynthetic process; fatty acid biosynthetic process. NCBI's taxonomy places the organism in Eukaryota, Fungi, Ascomycota, Sordariomycetes, Magnaporthales, Pyriculariaceae. The transcript has 3 exons. Gene Ontology annotation, molecular function: ATP citrate synthase activity. Bases 333 to 2330 code for a protein of 665 amino acids.
GACGGACUCCCAAUUUUUUUUUUCUUUAGAUGCGGUAGCGGAAGUUUGUUUGGUACCUGGCCGCCCUAGUGCACCUGCGCAACAUCCCCGCUCUUUGAGUCCAGCUUUCAAUCCCUCCAACUCGAAGCUCCUCAUCUGAGUCCGGAGUUUGAAGAAAAAAAGUCCAUUGCCACACUCCAUACCUGUCUUUAUCGCCUUUCCCUUUUCUUGUGUAAACACAGAGAAGGUCAAUUGGGACAGGUGCAAAGCAUUUCGAGGACUACCAAGCUGUGUCCGUAAAAUAAAUAAAAAAAAACCCCACGAGCUGCGUCACCAUUCAUAUAGCCAAAACCAUGUCUCCCACCGCAACAAACGGCGACGGCGCCAAAGGUUCCAACCCGACCGGCGGCCUCUCGGCCAACGACAAUAUCCGCCGCUUCCCUGCGCCGAGCAGACCUCUUAGCCCUCUGCCCAACCACGCUCUCUUCAACGACAAGACACGAUGCUUCGUCUACGGUCUCCAGCCCCGUGCUGUCCAGGGCAUGCUUGACUUUGACUUCAUCUGCAAGCGCUCCACUCCAUCAGUUGCCGGUAUCAUCUACACUUUUGGUGGCCAGUUCGUCAGCAAGAUGUACUGGGGCACCAGCGAAACCCUCUUGCCUGUUUACCAAGAGGUUCAGAAGGCGGUGGCCAAGCACCCCGAUGUCGACACAGUAGUGAACUUUGCGUCGUCUCGCAGUGUUUACAGCUCAACUCUGGAGCUCAUGGAGUACCCCAACAUCAAGACUAUUGCCAUCAUUGCUGAGGGUGUCCCUGAGAGGCGAGCUCGUGAGAUCGCACACAUCGCGAAGAAGAAGGGCAUCACCAUCAUCGGCCCCGCAACCGUUGGUGGCAUCAAGCCUGGAAGCUUCAAGAUUGGUAACACUGGAGGUAUGAUGGACAACAUCGUUGCCUCGAAGCUUUACCGCAAGGGAUCUGUUGGUUACGUCUCCAAGUCAGGCGGUAUGUCCAACGAACUUAACAACAUCAUCUCGCAAAACACCGAUGGUGUCUACGAGGGUGUUGCCAUCGGUGGUGACCGUUACCCCGGUACUACCUUCAUCGACCAUCUCCUGAGGUAUCAGGCCGACCCCGACUGCAAGAUUCUCUUGCUCUUGGGUGAGGUCGGUGGUGUUGAGGAGUACAAGGUCAUUGAGGCAGUUAAGGAGGGCGUCAUUACCAAGCCUAUUGUUGCCUGGGCCAUCGGAACCUGCGCAAGCAUGUUCAAGACAGAGGUCCAGUUCGGCCACGCCGGUUCCUUUGCCAACUCGCAGCUCGAGACUGCUGCCACCAAGAACAAGUCUAUGAAGGAGGCAGGGUUCUACGUUCCCAACACCUUUGAAGAACUCCCCGAGCUUCUCUCUUCCCUUUACCAGAAGCUCGUCAAGGAUGGCACCAUCAAGCCUCAGGCAGAGCCUGCUGUUCCUAAGAUCCCUAUUGACUACUCAUGGGCUCAGGAGCUCGGUCUCAUUCGUAAGCCUGCAGCCUUUAUCUCGACUAUCUCGGAUGACCGUGGACAGGAGCUUCUGUACGCUGGUAUGCCUAUCUCGGACGUUUUCAAGGAGGACAUUGGAAUUGGUGGUGUCAUGUCUCUUCUGUGGUUCAGGCGCCGUCUCCCUGACUACGCCUCCAAGUUCCUCGAGAUGGUUCUCAUGCUGACGGCCGACCACGGUCCGGCUGUCUCUGGUGCCAUGAACACCAUCAUCACCACUCGUGCUGGCAAGGAUCUCAUUAGCGCCCUUGUUUCUGGUCUUCUCACCAUCGGAUCCCGAUUCGGUGGUGCUCUGGACGGAGCUGCUGAGGAGUUCACCAAGGCUCACGACAAGGGUCUCAGCCCCCGUGAGUUUGUCGACCUUAUGCGCAAGCAAAACAAGCUUAUUCCCGGCAUUGGCCACCGUGUCAAGUCACGGAACAACCCUGACUUGCGUGUUGAGCUUGUCAAGGAGUACGUGAAGGCAAAAUUCCCUAGCUGCAAGCUUUUGGAUUAUGCUCUGGCUGUGGAGACGGUGACCACCUCCAAGAAGGAUAAUCUCAUUCUCAAUGUCGAUGGCUGCAUUGCCGUCUGCUUUGUUGAUUUGCUCCGCAACUGUGGUGCCUUCAGCGCCGAGGAGGCCGAGGACUACCUGAAGAUGGGUGUGCUCAACGGUCUGUUCGUCCUUGGUAGGAGCAUUGGUCUCAUUGCGCACUACCUUGACCAGAAGAGGCUGCGUACUGGUCUUUACCGCCACCCGUGGGAUGACAUUACCUACCUGCUCCCCACUCUUAGCCAAACCCAGCCGGGUAACGAGGGUCGUGUGGAGGUUCAAAUUUAAGAAGGGAUUUUUCUUUGCGACUUGAAUCGCGUUAUGUUUUUUUUUUGGUCAAAAUCAUGCGUUACGUAGAAUCGUGGAUGAGGGGGAUGGCUCGCCCCCAAACGGCACUCAACAACCUGGUCGAUGCUUUUUUUGAUGUUUCGGACAGAAUUGAUAAAAGCAAGAAGUGUACGAGCUAUGCCUCUUUAGCAGGAUUUAAUAGGGUCAUUUUGAGCACAAAUAACAACCGGGCAUCAUGAAAAACCGAUUACUCAAA